UACAAUUAAUUGAAUUAUUGAUGAAUAGUGAAUAUUUUUUAAAGUGCAGUAGAGAUAGGUCUGUGCGAUUCGGACCAUACAAACGUCAGAUUGAAAAAAUAAACGAGUUGGUCUGUCGCUUGCAUUUUGUAAAAAAUCAAAUCAAUUUGUCGUCCAUAUUUCUUUGUAAACCUUUUGUGCAGACAGUGUGAAUUUCAGUGCUGGUGUAAGUGAAAUUUUGCAUAGUGGCCAAGGUAACUCCGUACCCGAGUAUGGCGUACUCCGGAAGAAAUAAGUUCGAGAUAUCCCGGUUUACGGGGGAAGACGACAACCACAUAAACAAAAAGCUGCCGAAGGAGCUGCUCCUCAAGAUCCUGUCGUAUCUGGACGUGGUCUCGCUGUGCCGGUGUGCUCAGGUCUCGAAACUAUGGAAUAUUUUGGCUUUGGACGGCUCAAACUGGCAGAGGAUAGACUUGUUCGAGUUCCAAAGAGACGUGGAGGGGCCAGUGAUCGAGAACAUAUCUCAAAGAUGCGGCGGGUUCCUACGACAGCUGUCGUUGCGAGGCUGCGAGAGCAUAGCCGAUGGAUCGAUGAAGACUCUCGCACAGUCAUGCCCAAACAUCGAAGACUUAAACCUGAACAAAUGCAAGAAAGUCACCGACCAGACUUGCCAGGCCCUAGGCAGAAGGUGCAGCAAACUACAAAGGAUAAACCUCGACUCGUGUCCGAGCAUAACAGACAUAUCCCUUAAAGCACUAUCAGAUGGAUGCCCGAUGCUCACACACGUCAACGUAUCGUGGUGCCAAUCGAUCACAGAGAACGGCGUCGAGGCUUUGGCUAGAGGGUGCCCUAAACUCAAGAGCUUCAUAUGCAGAGGCUGCAAGAAUGUGAACGACAGAGCGGUGUCCUGUCUUGCUACAUACUGCCCAGACUUGGAAGUUUUGAAUGUGCAGGGAUGUGAUAAUCUAACAGACGACUCGAUAAUCAAGCUAGGGGGCGCCAUGCGUCGCCUCUGCGUGUCCGGAUGCACGCGACUUACGGACACCUCGCUGUCCGCGCUCGCAGCGCACUGUCCGGACUUGGUGACGUUGGAACUCGCGCUGUGCAGCCAACUGACUGAUGCUGGAUUCCAGGCUUUGGCUCGGAGCUGCAGACUCCUCGAGCGGAUGGACUUAGAAGAAUGUGUGCUGAUCACGGAUGCCACGCUUGUUCACCUCGCGAUGGGCUGCCCUAGGCUUGAGAAACUGACCCUAUCACAUUGCGAGCUGAUCACAGACUACGGUAUCAAACAGCUGUCAAUGUCGCCGUGCGCCGCGGAACACCUCACAGUACUUGGCCUGGACAACUGUCCGUUGGUGACAGACGACGCGCUGGAGCACUUGAUCUCCUGCCACAACCUGCAACUCAUCGAGCUGUACGAUUGCCAGCUCGUCACCAGGAACGCUAUCCGAAAACUCAGGAACCACCUGCCGAACAUAAAGGUGCACGCUUACUUCGCUCCCGUGACGCCGCCCGUCGCCGGCGCCGCGCGCCCGCGGUACUGCCGCUGCUGCAAUAUUAUAUGAGCCGCGGGUCCAUCGCAAAUCACAGUGUGUUGAUCGGCGAGCGCCGUCGGAUUGCAUCACCGGCCAUUUGUGGCCGCAAGAUAUUGAUAAACCCUGUCGUGUUGCAGUGAUAUAAUGUGAAAUGAAGUGAGAAAGUGAGAGCUUAGUGACUGUGCGCUUUAUAAGAGGUAUUUAAGUUGCUGCUAUAGAACUGUGGAUAUUUUUUACGUAUUUUUUCCCAGUUAAAAAAAGAAUGUGCAAAUAAAACGAAAUGUUUUUCCGUUAGUAACGAGUCGUAUUUCAACGAAAUAAUUCAAAAUAGUGUCGACCACAAAACUUAUGAAAUUAUAAGUUUUGAACGAAAAUGUGAAUAGUUCAUACAACUCUUUGAAAGUUGUAAUAUAAACGUAUUACAAACUACUAUUAAAAUUGGAAGUUCAAAAUAAGGUUUAACGUAUAGUAUAAAAUGGGAUCAUAGUAUGUUGGAAACGCACCUAUUGGAAAAAAAUAACGUCCAUACAUGAGUCAAGUCCUUUAAAAUCGUGCAACACUUUUAAAGCGUAAAAAAGCAUUUUUAAAAUAGUCAUUAUUUUAAGUUAACGCGUUUAGGGUUUAUCGAUGUGGUGGGAACAUUGGGAACAUACGAAUUUUCGAACGACAGGGCUUCUGUGUUGCCCUCUUUAGGGUGGCCAUAAUGGUUACGUUUAUGUCAAUAUUUGACAGUGAUUUGGCAAAAAAUUUGGCGAUUGGUCUAAUUAAUUGAUGUUUUAAAACCACAUGCAACUAAUUUACGUAGCUAUGACGUGUGUCUUAAAAUUAGGAGGGAAUAUGCAUUUUUGCCAUUACAAACUUAUGUUUGCAGUUGGCCAGUAUGGGAGCACGCGUCUUCCAACUACAAAUUUAUGUUUGUUUUUGAAUUUGGCUAAACCAAUGUUCAUUUGGUUUCAAAAACUGAUAUUUUAGAUAAAUAAUGAUAGAAAAAGAGUACGAAUCCCUCAGUAUGCAAGUCCGAAUAACUUUUGACCGGGUAAAGUUGUCUGUGGUUUAUACAAAUGACCAAUCGCCAUAUUGGCUGAGUCUUUGUCUAUGCCUAUAUGAAAUGUAGAUUAUAACCAUAUGGUCACCUUUCAAAUAAAUGUGCUAGACAUUUGAGUGGGCGACUUUUUCUUCUUCCAACGUUUAUGGUUGAAUCUAUAGAAAUAUUGUGGGAGGCUACUGUGAUAUUGGGCUACCAUCACAUAAAAAUUGUGGAGGUAUGUACAGGGAUGUUGUAUUGUAGAAUUUAAGGGGGUAGUUGUAAAUAUGAAGAAAUGAGGGUACUUUGACAAAAUGUAUUUCGUUGAUGACUUAUUUCCUGGAGAAAGUUAUGUAAUAUUGAUUAAAAUAUAUAAAAAGGCUACAUGCCUAACAAAAAAUGCAUUUAAUGUACUUUAGUAAGAAAGUGAAACAAAGAAAUCUCUUGAUAGAUUUUAUUUCUUUGAAGCUAAGACCAAAAAAGGUUUCUAUGAAGAGAGAAAUGUGAGAUUUAAGCAGAAGAUAAAAAUAAAAAGCUUGGCAAAAACUAAACUUAUACUAUAGCGCCAUCUAUGAAAAGAAUCUGGAUUUAGUUGCCCACUCAAAUGUUUGACAUCUGUCAUAGAUUUAAGAGCCUGUACAUACGUCAGCCUUACUAAUCAAUAAAUAUAAAUAAAUAAAUAAUAAAAAUAGAAAAAAAAUGUUGAACGUAAAGAACGAAGUACUUGGGAGUCUUAAAAAGAGGUUUUUUUGUAUGUUUUUUUGGACAGCACAGCAGAGUGUAAAGUUUUGAUGAAAAAUGACAUCUAUUUACAAGUAAAUAAGAUGCUACAAUGUUAAGUUUAUGUGCUAUCGUAUGUACAGUCAGCGUCGAAUAGUUCGUGACACCCAAAGUGGCCUAAAAGUGACAACACAACCUUAUUCCAAUGAGGGCUAUCGUUUUUAUACUUAACAGUUGGCACCCCUGGCGAUUGACAGGACCUUACUCUACAGUGGCGCCAUCUUGAUAAGUGCAAAUGCGAUAGUCUUCCUACCACUUUCGCGCUCACAGUCGGCGCCACUGUCUUCGCUACUAGCAAGUGACAGGACCUUACUCUACAGUGGCGCCAACUGGUGAGCGCUAAAACGAUAGCCCUCAUUGUAACAAAGACGUGUUGCGAACUUUUUGUCCACUUUAGGUGUCACGGACUAUUUGACGCAGACUGGUAAGAAUAUACAUUGGCUUUUAAAAGUCUUAAAAAAGUUGAUAGUGAAUUUUUUAAAAGCCGGUGUGUACUCUGCUAUAAAGGUGUUGUCUGUUGACUUAUCAUUUUGUAUUUAAUACGUAUGGUGAUAAAGGUGGUUAUUGUUUGAAAGCCUCUUAGUUAUGUCUAGGGGACGUAAAAUGUAAAAGAUUGUGAUUAUGAUCAAAGAACGUUUCUUAACGAACGUGUGUUUAUCUGUUCUUCUAUUGUCAUUAUUUUUAAAAGCACACAGAUUUUUUAAGAACUGUGUACUUUAUUAAAAGUUUUAACACCUCACUUAUUAUGUUGCUUAGAGCAAUGAAAAAGAAAAUGAAAAUUGUUGAUAAAGGGGAUACACUCAAAAAAAGGAAUAAAGUAUACAAAUAUGUACUUUUUAACAAAAAAUACACAAAAUGAAAAAUUGACAUGAGAUACUUUGUUGUCAACCAGUAAUUGUCAUUUAACCAAAAUGAAGAAAAUAAAAAAAAAGCUUUAAGUGAAACAGUUUUACUUUUUUGUGUUUUAUGUAUUGUGAAAUGAUAAAAAAAUGCUACGAAAUGUAAUUAAAAAAAUGUGUUUUAUUAUUGCAAGCAAAUUGUAAUUCAAGUUUUCAUUUUUAAAAUUGACUUGUACCUAGGUAUAUUGUAAGAAACAUUUUUUUGUGAAUAAAUAAUUGUAAAAAUUGACGUUUGCGGUCGAUUGUAAAAGUUUAUAUUUGGAGUGGGAAAGGUUAUGAGGCUUUAAAGGUGCGAUGUGAAUCCAUAUUAAUCUAAAAAAAAAUAUGCUAGUUUUUAUCUAGACAAAUUGAAGUUCUCUCAAUAAACUCCGUAAUUGCUAAAGUGAAUGUACUAAUGUAUUCAUAAACGAUUGAGUUUUGGGUAAUUUCAGUUAAAGUCCCAUCAAAAUCGGCAUUCGGUAAAAAUCUGUUACAUUAUACAUUUUGACACAUUUUUUUACGCAGAAAAAAAGCAAAUAUUUGACUGCAAACACACUUGAUGUUAAAUAAAAUGAUGUUAUAUGAAUGGAAAAAAAUCACGAUUCUCAUCGCACCUGAUAUUAGAAGGAUAAGUUCGAUUGAAACUUGUAUAUAAAUAUGUUAUUUAUGUACCUUUAUUGUACGAGGAACUAAAAUACGAGGCAAAAAAGUUAUUUUCAUAUGAAUGUGUGUAGAAAUAGAACAGGAACCCAAGUAUGUGUAGAUGGCUAGCUAAUUUUAUCAAUACUGGUGUUGUAUCAUUUUGACGUUGACGUAUUUUUUUACACAUCUCAACUGUCAAAUGUAUAAUGUAUCAUGAAUGAUACAUGCAGUAAUUAAUGACAUAACACCGUUAAUUUUGGGGCUAAUACAGAUUGCAAUUGAAAGCUUCUAGAUCAGAUAUUAAAAGUUGAGGCUGUUUCAAAUACUCACAAAGUUUAAUAAAUUUUGACAGUUUAGUUUGGAGGUGGCGCCACCUAUUUGUGAUACACCUCGAUUUUUAAUCUCUACUUCACUGUUUGACGUUAACUGUCACUUGUCGUCCAUAGAUUGCAUUCUCAACUGUCACAUAGUAACAAUAGAAUGUUUAAAAUAAAUAAAAACGUGUUCAAUGUUCAUGUUGUAAGCAAAACUGGGGCGACUCUGUAAAAAUAGUUUGAUUCUUAUGUGUUUAAAACGAGAUUAUGAAAAUGACAAAAGGCUUACAUAAAAAUGUUUUGACAUCAUCACUGAUGUGGCGCCAACUAAAGUCUGGUCGCGGAGCACGUAGAAUUUUGUCCAAUGACCCCAAGCUUCCGCGGCAGCAGUGAGUGUGCGAGCGCAACAGCAAGAUAAUUACGGGCGAGCGAUAAGGAUGGGUAGCUUGGGGUCAUUGAACAAAAUCCUACGUGCUCAGGGACCGGACUAUACAGGGUGUUAGGUAAAUGGGUAUAUGAGCCGACACUAGCCCAUGUUAACAUGGUCAUAUAAAUGGUAUGGUGAAGUCAGAAAAUUGAUAUCAUCAUUUUAUUUUUUAAUUUUCAUACAAAAUAAAUUUUAUAAAAUCCGAUUUGUCCUGUAGAGAGCGCAUAUACGAUAAGACGGCGUUUUAUGUUGUAAAGUUUGGAAGAACUUUCUGCCUCACUCGAAGUAAAGUAAUGGCAUAAUAAUCGAGCUAUGUUUACAGAGAGCCCGACUUUAGAGCUGUAAUCGAUUAUUUUGCGUUUUUAAUGUCGGAAAACAGUGAUGCGACUAAUCGCAUGUAUGUGAUGAAGCCACGCGUGGGUUGGGUGGUCGUCAAAUUAUUGUAAAACAAUAUAAUUAAUGUUUCGAGAUUUACCCCCUUACUAAUAAAACUUACACGCUCGUUGAACAGUGUUUUAAAGUGACGUUGUGUAUGGAAAUGUCAUUUUAAAACAGUGUUCAACAACUGUGUAACUUUUUAUUAGUAAGGGGGUUAGAAUUUAAAAGUAACGUACCAAAGAAUUAUUUUUAGGCCAAAAUUUUUGUCUCCAUAGUAUCUAAUUUUAUUAUUCAAAAUUAUUUUACACAGAUGUUUUGGUAAAAAAUUAUCUGAAAUUAGUAUUUAUGACUAAAACGAUCGAAAUGAUGACUUCAUCCAACCUACGCAAGGUGUAUGAAUAAUAUGAUCUUAUAGUAUGUUUGUCUUUAGAAUAUUGGUAAAGAUACUAACUCAUAAUAUCCCCAUCACCUUUAAAUAAUGUUUUUCAUUUUCGAAUAGCACUUCAAGUACUUGCCUUGGAACAUAAGUGAUUUUGAACCUGAUCUACAAAGAUGUGUGAGGCGCCAAGUUGGCGCAUAUUGGAAACACAAAUUGGCGCCACUGGCGUCUGGAUCUUACUAGUGGCGCCAACUGGCUAGCUCAAACAUACAGUAUUUCAUCGAGUGUGUUUGUUUUGAACUGAAGGGAAGUCGAAAAUUAACUUCGAACUCCUAUGUUCUUCUGAUUAAUUUCGUUGCGGGUCCAAUGACAGUAACUUUCCCCGGUACAAACUUGACCUUCACUGGUUGGGCGUGUUUUUAUUGGCGGUCAAGCUGUAGAUCUUGGCUACACAGGAGUUGCAGCGGUGGGAACGAGAGGUGGGAAUAGUCCCGUAUUGAGUGAGUUUAGUAUCUUUACCAAUGUUCGAGUGAAAAUGAAAGUUGGUAUAUAUUACAUCGUUAAUGUAUCAUAAUGUAGCGUGAUUAUUUCACAAAAUGGUAUUUACAAGACUUAUCAUUGAAUAAAAAAAUUGUUCAUAAUAA
Ostrinia nubilalis (European corn borer) is the source of this 6980-nucleotide messenger RNA. RefSeq names its product F-box/LRR-repeat protein 20. Gene Ontology annotation, cellular component: SCF ubiquitin ligase complex. Gene Ontology annotation, biological process: SCF-dependent proteasomal ubiquitin-dependent protein catabolic process. The transcript is spliced from 14 exons. The record is from RefSeq and is a predicted model, not a curated record. Lineage: Eukaryota; Metazoa; Arthropoda; Insecta; Lepidoptera; Crambidae. Gene Ontology annotation, molecular function: protein binding. Bases 252 to 1544 code for a protein of 430 amino acids.